AUGUAUUAUAUAUUCAUUUCUUUCUUUAUUUUCAGUGCAGUGCAAUUUUAGCAAAUAAGUUUUGAUCAGUGCAAAUGCAAAAUCUCAUUUGAAAAUUUUGUCUAAAAAUAAAAAAUAAAAUACCCAUAAGAAACUGUGAAAAAAGUUCACCAAUGUGUUUUUAAAAUCAAACCCCUCCAAAAAAGCAUUUAACUCGGUCGGCGUCGAAAAAUCAAUCGGCUACACGUCGUUUAUGUGUGCGCGUUCUCGCUUUCACGUGCGUUGUAAAUAAAUAAUAAAAAAAAAUUAUAAAAAUACGAAGUGUUGCUUUUUUCAAUAUAUUUCCGCGCUAGUUCGGGAAUUUUUAUUUCAAAUAUAUAUAUUAUUUUUUAAUUUUGACGCGUGUGCUUUUCAAUAGUCUCUCUCUAAACGGCAAAGUGUGCGAAAUUCGCCAAAAUUGCUUAGCGGUUUCGGGCGCGUGCGCGUACUACUCCGCGGACGUUUCGCACGCCGCCACAAUGCAUCCGCCUACGGGCAAGCGAUGCCGGCAAACCAGCGACUCCAACAAAGUAAUAAUGGCUGUACGUAGGAUCAAUGCAACAGGUAUGGCGACAACUGCCAACAACAAAAACGACACAACAACUACAGCGGCAACAUGUGCGGCGCCGACAACAACGAAAACGAUAGGCAAUCGUUGCCGUCAGCUGAGUGUGUUGGUGUGUUUAGUCGCCAUCAUCGCCUUAAAUAAUUUCGGCUGCCUGCUGUCAACGACAACGGCUACUAUGCAACGGGAAAAUAUGCGAGUGCUGCCAUUGCCAGAAGGUUUGUACUCAUUGUUGAUGUAAAAUAUUCGCUUGAAAGCAACAGCAACAUGGCUUGCGAACCAUUAGUUGGAAACGUACAUAUGUAUUAUGCAUGCAUGAGUUUUACAAAAAAAAAAAAAAAAAAAAAAAAAAAAUACAGAAAAACAGAAGGCGAAAAACGUAAGAGCGAGCUUUUCUAUGUCAUAGCUUUAAAUUUUAAAUGCAACCUCCAUACACGAAUCAAUUGAAAAGAUUAAACUGAAACAAAUAAAAAAUUAAAUAAGCUCUAAAUGGGGUUAAAGCGGGUUAAAAAGCAAUAAUAACAUACAACUGGAUUACAAAGCAGUGCUCGAAAAAUGUUAGUCACAUUUCACUCAAAUUGAAAAACUGGUGUAAAUUUUGUAAGUUUUAUGUACAAGGUGGCUCAAAGAGUGUCAUUCUGCAAACACUUUACAGUCAGAGGCUGUUGCAAUUGAGUAACGAAAAGUCAGACUUUUUAGGGAAAUUAGUGAUGACUCAUGAGGCUCAUUACAACCUCUUUGGAUAAGUAAGCAAAUAUGUAAAGAAACAUUUGUUUCUAAUAGCGGUUGCCCCUCGGCAGGCAAUGGCAAACAUCCGAGUGUAUUUCGGCUCUUCAUAAAAAGCAGCCAUUCGGAGUCGGCUUAAAACCUUAGAGCCCUCCAUUUGAGGAACAACAUCAAAACGCACGCCACAAAUAAAAGUAAGAGCUUGGCCAAAUAGCUAACAGAAGUGUACGCGCUAAUUAUUGAUUUAUUUAUUUUAUUCUAAUCUUUAAAACAUGGAUUGAUACGUAGACAAAUUGCCAAGCCAUUAUUUUAGCAACCACAGGUCGUAAAAAAAUUCUCCAAUUUUUUUUCUUUUUUUGAUAACAUACGCGACAUCAACCUUUUAGCGCAUUUUUUCGGAAAAUGAGAAAUCGCUUUAGGUAUUCGUGAGCUCUAAGACGACUGAGCAUCAAUAUAUGGAAGGUGCAGAGCAGUAUCUUCACGGAAUUGAUAACAGUCAUUUUUAACAGUCCCUUUCCCUGCAUCCAUAUAUCAGAACAUUUAGUAAAUGACCAUCUAGCGUCCACAAUUCAUAAAACUUUACUCCAUAUUUUGCUUUUUUACUAGCGAUGUAUUGCUUAAAACUUAGGUGUCCGCACCAUAGCAUGAAAACUUCGUCCAAAGACAGAUUUUCGCCAGAAUAAUAAGUGAUUUGCAUAUUGCGCAAGAUAUGUACCAGCACUUGGUCAAUUUUGUGCAACCAGCCAGAAGUAUCGUCUCUUGGUCUAUAAAAACGAAAUUUCGAAGUAUUGUCUUAAAUUUAUUUCUCCACAUCACUUUUUCGAAGAAGAAUAUUUUGCAUAACGCACAACACAAAAAACAAGUUCUAUUUUUCAGAUGCAGUUGGAGUCCAAUUGUUCUGAUUUGACUUUUGCGACUUAAAAUGUUUUCGCGAAUCAGUUCGAUCGUGUGUUCAGUCAUGACUAUUGUUGAAUAACUGAUUGUCAAAAAUCAUCGAA
Anastrepha ludens (Mexican fruit fly) is the source of this 2307-nucleotide messenger RNA. RefSeq lists its product as uncharacterized. NCBI's taxonomy places the organism in Eukaryota, Metazoa, Arthropoda, Insecta, Diptera, Tephritidae. Bases 498 to 824 code for a protein of 108 amino acids. The transcript is spliced from 2 exons. The record is from RefSeq and is a predicted model, not a curated record.